GGUAACCAGGGACGCCAUUGCUAUCAAUUUUGUUGUGGCAAGGUUUUUUCUUCGACACAUUAGUCCAUUUAUUAGAGUGUUGCAAGUUAAUCAUACACAUUUUUACGUGCUCUGAAUAUCUAAAAACAAAAAUGCCGCUAAUAACUGAAAUACCGAAUGACGAAAUACCAGUUUCUUCAACUGAUAAUGGCAAUCGACUGAUAAUAGAAGUUGAAGAAGAGAAGAAAACUACACCACAAGUCGAGAUAACUAAAAAGGAAGAGUUAUUUGAAAGCCUUGUGUCUGGAGAGGAGAAAUCUGAUGAUGUUAAAAAUGAAAACCAAGAAGUUAGUGUAAAUGUAGAGAAGAAACCCAUCACAAAUAACAAAUUUGAACACAAGAAUGUUUUAACAAAGGCGUUCCUGAAAGAACAUUGUAAAAAGUUAAAAAUGUACACAACACCUUAUCUAAAUGACGUUUUGUACCUGCAUUUCAAAAGUAUUAUGAAGAUCGAGAACUUAGACGAAUAUACUGGUUUAAAGUGUUUGUGGCUAGAAACAAAUGGAAUUCAAGUUAUUGAAAAUUUAGACAACCAGAAAGAACUCCGAUGCCUUUACCUCCAACAGAAUUUAAUUGAAAAGCUUGAAAACUUAGAACCAUUACAAAUAUUAGAUACGCUAAAUGUUUGUAACAACAAAAUUAGUAAAAUUGAAAAUAUUGCGUGUUUACCCGUGUUGCAUACCCUCAGUAUUUCACAUAAUUAUCUUAAAACAAGAGAAGAUAUAGAAGAAUUAGCCGAGUGUUCACAACUUGGAGUUUUAGAUCUUUCACAUAAUAAAAUAGAGGAUCCAGAUAUUUUAGAAGUAUUGAAACAAAUGAAAAAUCUACGAGUGUUGAAUCUAAUGGGCAAUCCAUUUAUGAAAAAAGUGAAGAAUUAUAGAAAAACCUUUAUCGCUAACUUAAAAGAACUAACCUAUCUGGAUGAUCGCCCUGUCUUCCCGAAAGACAGAGCAUGUAUUGAUGCGUGGGCUACUGGAGGUGCGGAAGCUGAAAAGAUCGAACGAGAAAGAUGGAUCAGUAAAGAACGACAACGAAUACAAGACAGUGUUGAUGCGUUACUGGAAGUGAGACAGCGGAACGAAGCUAACAGGAUAGAAAAAGAAUUAAAUGAAGAUCAGGAAAUGGGAGAUGGCCAACAUGUUGUAGUGGACCCAAAAUCUGUGGAUUGGCUCUAUGGAACAUACGAAUUAGAAAAUGCUACGCAAUCAGAAGAACCAAAUAACCCUUCACAAACAAAAGAUGACGAAACUGAACCAAAGAAGAUUGAUGAAGACAUGGACGACGAAGACAUGCCUUUUAUAACAUCCAUCAAGCCAAACGAAGCAGCCGACAGCAUUUUCUCAAAGCCUAAUAAUCGAGAAUUUAAUGAUGUUUAUGAGACCCCAAACAGCAACUUAAAUGAUUUACCCGACUUAGAAGAUGUUGAUAUCGACGAUGAAAUCAUCUUACAGACGACCCGGACACCUAAUAAUAGACCAAGAAUAGUAGAACUCAAUGACGAUGGUGAUAGAGAUACGUGGGCAGCUCCUGUUAAUAAACAUCUUAUACAAGAGUUGGACACACAAUCUGAAUCAACCCCAAGCACUCCAACUAAUAAAGACACUUCUUUAUCUUCAGUUGAAACACAAUUAACAGAUACAUCUAGUGAAAAAGACAUUUUACAACAAAUAGGAAAUCUAGUGAAUUUAACACAACCUGGAGCUGGAAAUAGUGAAAAGAAAUCAAGUAGUUAUGAUGAUGAUGAUGAUUUAUUUGGUGAACUCGAUUAAGUGUCCUGUGUAAAUACCUUGAUCACAUCAUCUUUUUAACAUGACGAUUAUCAUUAUUAAUCCAACAUUUCUGACUGUCAGUCAUGUUACUGUAUAGGAGUACUGAAUUUUUUUUCAUUUUUAGACAAUAUCUUGGCUUGUGUUUUCAUGACUUAAUCCACAUUAAAAUUUAGUCAAUUGAUAAUUUAAGAUUCAAUUAAGAAAGAAAAAAAUUAAAUAUCAAGGAUAGAUGAUCUUGUGGCUUCAAUUAAUUCUUUGGAUUAAAAAAAAGAGGCCUAACAAAAGAUUUUACCCAAAUCUUACAGGUGAUGCUGGCUUGUUUAAAUCAUCUGCAGAGAGAUCUCUGAAUGAUAUUUGAUUCAUAAAUCAUAAAAUCUUUGUAAAUAAUGAACAGAAUGUGUACCAUUUUUGGACUGGUAUUCCUUUUAGAUACUCAAAUUCACACAAGGGAUUCCAUUUUACUCAGUAGACGAUCCGUUGCUAUGAAAUAACGAUACCCACUGUGUCAUGCCUACUUCCGAAAUAACCACAAUUGAAAUUUAAAUAUAUUAUUGUUUAUAUCAUGAAGUACAUUAAAUAUUAUUAAUAUUUUAUUUACCGGAUAAGUCAAAAACCAAUGUUGGUUAUUGUAUUGUUUUAAACCUGAAUGUGGUUACCAUACAUUUGACUAUUUUAUUACUUUUUAAAUGUACAGGUUACUUGAAUGUGGUAACCACAUCUUUGACUGUCUUUAAUGUACAGGUUACAGAAUAUUUAUUGUUUUAUUACUGGCAAUAGAUAGAUGUUUAAAAUGAGUAGGGAUGACAAAAGGUCAACAUAUAAUAUAAAGCAUUAAUUACAGGUACCAUAAGCAUAUACUUGUUUUGUGUACCUUUUUAUUUAACAACUGUAUUUAAUUUUGGUGUGGGAAUAUUAUCAUGGUCUGUCAUUUUAAUGCAGUACAGGACAGAUUUUUAUGGAUAUAAUUUUGAAAAUUAUAAAAAUUGUUAGUGCUCAUUCAGGAGUCAUAAUAACGAAGAACAGUCAAAAUUCAGAUAGUUAAAUGGAACAAUUUCCCAUUUUACCUUGACAACUUAAUAGAGCCAUACCAUAUCAUCAGUUCUCAUCCAAAUUUUCUCAUUUUUCCAUAUCCAAAUUUCUUCCCAUGGCAUUGUUUAUCGUAUUUAUUUUUAUUCAAAAAUUCCAUUUAUUCAUUGACCAACUGAAAAGCUAAAGAAUUCAUUGUGCAGCUAAUCAGGCAUAAUUAUUUAUUUUUAAUGUAAACAAUAUUGUUUUGUAAUCUUACAUCUGUUUAUUUAUUCAAUAUAUGAAACUUAUUGUUUGUUUAUGAUUUACAAUAAAUAUUCGUAAAGA
Molecule: messenger RNA, 3161 nt
Organism: Patella vulgata (common limpet)
Lineage: Eukaryota; Metazoa; Mollusca; Gastropoda; Patellidae
Product: dynein axonemal assembly factor 1
Exons: 1
Coding region: 132-1808 (558 amino acids)
Molecular function (GO): protein binding
Source: RefSeq, a predicted model, not a curated record